Molecule: messenger RNA, 1589 nt
Organism: Periophthalmus magnuspinnatus
Lineage: Eukaryota; Metazoa; Chordata; Actinopteri; Gobiiformes; Gobiidae
Product: zona pellucida-like domain-containing protein 1
Exons: 1
Coding region: 53-1216 (387 amino acids)
Cellular component (GO): cell surface
Source: RefSeq, a predicted model, not a curated record
CUGGCAGUCAAGACACAGACCUUUUGCAGAGUUUUCAUCGCUCAAAAUCAAAAUGAAGCUCUUUCUUUUACUUUUGCUUUGGCCAGCCUUAGUGAGCAGCGCUCUAACCUUAAGCGAGUGUGGAGCUGAAGCCAGGAGACCAAAGCUGGAUGACAUUGCAGUGGAGUGUGGAACUGCGUCCAUAAAUCUGGCCAUCCAGAUGUGUCCAGUCAUCUACACCGGCUACAAUGAGUCCGAGCUGGUCAUGAACCACAUUGUGAACUCGGCCUGCAGGGCUACUCUGGACACCACUGUCUUCCCUCCUGUGGCCCGCUUCAGCUUCCCCCUCAACGCCACCAAUGCCUGUGGGAGUACCUUCAGGUACACCAGUGCCCCUGGGACUGGGGUCUUUGCCGAUUUCUCCAACAUCCAGAAUGUCAACAUCAGUGGCAUCAUCCGAGGAGUGGACCCCACCACAGGCACCAUCACUUACAACGCAGAGCUGAAGUAUUACUACUCCUGUGCCUACCCCUUAGAGUACCUCGUCAACAACACUAAGAUUGAUGUUUCAGGGUCUUCGGUUUCCAUCACAGACAGAAAUGGCACCUUCUUGAGCACCUUGAGCUUGAGUCUGUACAGUGACUCUUCUUAUACCACACUCUUUAACAUCCCAAAUUCAGGCAUUGAACUGCGGAAAAACAUCUUUGCUGAAGUUAAAGCUACAAAUUUGACCGCCCAGUACUUUGUCCUACUUGACCGCUGCUAUGCCUCCAUCUCAGCGCUGCCAGCAAAUUCCAGCUUUUUCAACCUGUUUGUGCCCUGCUCCAAAGAUAAAUCCACCACAAUAGUUGCCAAUGGUGUUAGUCAAACGGCUAGAUUCUACUUCCCGGCAUUCCGUUUUGUUGAACAACAAAAUCAAAAUGUGUCCACCUACUAUCUCCACUGUAUCACGCGGUUGUGUGAGCAGAGCACUUGUGACAGCUUCAAGCAAUGCAGCAGUACCUCGGGCAGGAGGAGAAGAGAAAUAAAAGAAUUAGAUCCUAAUAGUGUCUACACUCUCACCUCUCCAGAAAUCAUCACCAAGCCCUCCUCCCCUGUCUACAGCGCACAAACUGAGGAUACCAACGAAGGUCAAAGAUCAUCUGUGGGUCUCGGCGUGGCUGUUGGCAUCCUGGCAUGCAUUUGUGCCAUCGGUCUUAUUGUAGGUGCUGUGUUUUACAAAAAGCUUAGAAACUGAGAAGGCUUCUUAUAUUUGGGACACUUCCUAGAGAAUUCUGACUGCUUUUUCAAGUUUUUGGUGGUGGAUUGACCCCAAGAUGCUAAAGAAUGUUCUACUAUAUUUUUAAAUGUAGCAUUGUAUGUGAUAAGCUUGCAAUAGUGUAUGCACCAUUUUAUGAUUAGGUAGAUGUGGUAGUGUCUAAAAUUCAAUCAAUGGAUAAAGAAAGCUAUAAGUGUUAUUGCAUGUCUGCACUUUAUAAGCUUUUAGGGGCAGGAGACAACAAGAAAAUGGCAAUGAUUUCAGAAAUGAUCACCGUUGAUUGUUCAAGCUUGGAUGUGUUGUGAAAGUGAAGUUAAAGUACUUUUUAAAGUAUUAUGUAUAACUUAUUGAA